This is a messenger RNA of Paramecium primaurelia, 1229 nucleotides long. The record is from the annotation of a GenBank genome assembly. Lineage: Eukaryota; Ciliophora; Oligohymenophorea; Peniculida; Parameciidae.
UGAUUAUGAGCUAGAAAAAAGCUACAAUAUAGGACUAUAUACAAAACAAAGUGAAACCAGUGUUCGAUCAAUUAAUAGCUAGAAUAGUCAUUGAAAAACCAGAAGACGUAUAUUCAUGGUCUAUAAAUUGGUUAUAAAAACAAUGUAAAUAUAUAUAUCAUAAUUUUGAAGAAAGUGGAGUAUAAGUGUAGUAACUUGUUCAUCAUGAUCUCAGUGAAGAAGAAGAGGAUGAGGAGGAAGUAGUUUUGGAGAUAAAAUAACAAUAAAAGUAACAAACCAGAACAGCAGUUUCUGCUGAAGUUUACGGAGAAUACAAUAAGAAAGAGGAUUUUAAGCCCAGAUUUAUACAGAAAUCAGAGGGCUAAAUUGAAAGGAUAAAGAAAAGAAUAUUAAAUUCUUUUAUGUUCUAAGCUUUGGAUGAAAAAGAUCUAAAUAUUGUAUUAGGAGCCAUGGAUGAGAAGAAAUUUUAGUAAGAGUUAUUAUUUACUUAAUAAAAGAGUUGGAGAUGUCGUAAUUAAACAAGGAGAUGAUGGAAAUGAAUUAUAUGUUAUUGAUGAAGGAAGAUUAGAAUGUUAUAAAAAGUUUACAGGAUUGGAGGAAGAGAAACUGUUAAAGACUUAUAUUCCAGGAGAAUCCUUUGGAGAAUUAGCCUUAUUGUAUAAUGCUCCUAGAGCAGCCACGAUUAAGGCUAUAGAGGAAGUCACAACAUUUGCUUUGGAUAGAGAGACUUUUAACAAUAUUGUCAAAUUUUCUGCCAUCAAAAAGAGAGAAUAAAUGGAAGAAAUACUAAAUAAAAUUGAACUAUUAUAAUCAAUGGAUAAUUAUGAAAGAGUUUAAUUAUGUGAUGUACUUAAAGAAGAAAAACAUAAGGCAGGAGAAACCAUCAUUACUGAAGUAUUAGUAAAAAUUAUAUAUAGGGUGAAAUUGGAGAUAAAAUUUAUUUGAUAAUAGAAGGAGAAUUAGAAGCUUAUUGGAAGGGAUAGAGUGAAAAAGUUUAUGAUUAUAAACCAGGAGAUUACUUUGGAGAAUUGGCAUUAUUGAAGAACACUCCAAGAUAAGCAACUGUUAUUGCUAAAGUAACUCUACCAUUUAAUUUUUUAGACUGAUGUUGUAUUAUUAUAUUGUGAUUUUAACUCAUUCAGAAGACUAAUGGGUCCCCUAGAAGAAGUACUCAAAAGAAAUGUUGAGAGAUAUGAAAAAUAUUUACAGUAAUGAUUAUAAUUAGAAAC